AUUUAUGCAUCGAGAGAUCGAUCUUACAGAGAGAGGGAGAGAGAGAGAUGGCGAGAAUUCAUGAAAUUCCUGUGUUGGCAUUGUCAGCGCUGCUUCUAUUUUCAUGGCUAGGGCUGUCUCACUGUUCCAAGAAACCAGUAGGCGUUGCCAGGAAAGAGGACAUUCCAUACAUCAAGUGUCAGGUCUGUGAAAAGCUCGCGCAUCAGUUGCAUCAUCAAGUCCUCCAAAAGCAAGCUCAGAUCUCUCCCAAGAAGAUUUCAGAGUAUCAAAUCAUUGAAAUAUCAGAGAAUGUUUGUAACUUAAACAAGCAGGAAGCAGACUGGAUUCUGAAAAUUGAUAUAGUAGAACAAGGAGAUAAAUUGGAGCUUAUUGAACAAGACACUGAAGGGCAAUGCAAUUCAGAAUGUAAAACAAUUGAGCGCACCUGUCAAGAGAUCAUGGGGUACUCUGAUACCGAUGUUGCAGAAUAUUUAUACAAAAACAAGCCUCAGGUUGAUCAUUUGACACGCUUCCUUUGUAAUGACCUUAGUAGUGCAUGCCGUACCAAGCCACCGCCAGUUCCUAAGGAUAGAAUUCCCGGAGAACCAUUUGUUGCAAAAUCAUCGAAAGAGGCUGAAAUGGAUAAAUUAUUGAAAUCCAUGGAGGGUGUGCCAGGAGCCCCCGGCAUGAAAAUGUAUUCAAGGGAAGAAUUGAUGAACUCUCUCGGUGGUGGUGGUGAUGCUGAUGAAGAUGACGACGACGAAGCAGGAUUCCCCUCAGAAGUGGGAAGAGUUCUGAGAGAGAAAGAGAAUACAAAGAGUGAUUGGAAAGAGAGAAUCUCAAGAACAAUUGUACACACCGGGCAGGCACUUAAAAAACACGCGAACAAGGUCUCCUAUCGCAUACAGAGGUGGUGGCGAGGAAGGAAAUCGAGUUUGAGUAAGAAGAAGAGCUCAAAGACAAGCAAACCAGAGCUUUAGUUAGAGCUGACACUAUGUGAAGGAGUAGAUAGAGAGGCGAUAUGGGUUCAUACCAUAACCUGUUCGCUACCAGGCAUUACGCGUGAAGUAAACACUCAACUCGGAUAGCCAAACUGAGAAACUGCAGCCUGUCUUGUGAAAACUAUUGAUGGUUUGUUCACUCACCUCAGGGAAACACAAUGUAGUGAUUUAUGGAAGAAAUGAAGUUUUGGAACGCUCACAAUUA
Molecule: messenger RNA, 1185 nt
Organism: Diospyros lotus (date-plum)
Lineage: Eukaryota; Viridiplantae; Streptophyta; Magnoliopsida; Ericales; Ebenaceae
Source: RefSeq, a predicted model, not a curated record